Messenger RNA from Trichomonas vaginalis G3, 2826 nucleotides. RefSeq lists its product as uncharacterized. Bases 1 to 2826 code for a protein of 941 amino acids. The record is from RefSeq and is a predicted model, not a curated record. Lineage: Eukaryota; Parabasalia; Trichomonadida; Trichomonadidae. The transcript has a single exon.
AUGACGGAAGGGGAGCACCUUUCUUGGCUUCGAGGCCCGCUUCCGCCAUUAUCAGAUGCAGUUCUAGAAAGCCAUUUAGUUAAUCCGUCUCAUAUUGUACAAAAAGUGCAUGAUUCGACACCAUUUCGCUCACCACCUUCAGAAAAAGAAGAAAAAUCACAAAGAAAUAAAAAGCCGAAAGCACUUCCAAAGUAUGAUCCCGUACCACCUCGUUCUAGAACUCAGCUUGAACCGAUUUAUUCAACAAAUCCACAAGUUCCUUUUUCAUACAAACCUCCUCCAAUUGAAUCAAUGAUUGGUGGACAACCAAAAGUUGUUACACAAUUCGUAAAACCACCAGCUUUUGGAAAUGAUGGGAAAAUAAUGUUAAGACAAGAGAUUCAACAGAUAUCAAGUCAAUUAGAUGAAGAGAUACAAAAGUUUAUGCCGAUCAAUCCUGCAAAUGAUAAAGAAAAACUCGAAAUUACAUAUAAAUUAUUACAAAUCCACAAUAUCGCAAUGAAUCAACUCAUUUUAUUAGAUAAAACAACAUGCAGUGAAAGAGCAAUACUUUUACGUAGACUUCAAACGUUUUACAAAGAGAUUAUUGAAGAUAUUCCUUCAUAUUUUACUGCCUAUGAACAAGAAAUUGCAAAUUUGCGUGUACAACUCGAAGAACUUUCCAAAGAUCGCGAUAAAUGCAAAACAGAGUCAGAAAAUCUUACAAUAGACAUAGAUUCAAUAAAAACUAAAAUUGAAACAUUACAAAAGCAAAAUGAAGAUCUAAUCAAAAUGUCCAACGAUAAAGAUGUCGAAAUACAAGUCAGAGAUGAUAAAAUUACCAUGUUAACCGUUUCAUUGCAAGGAUCUCAAAUCCAAGCGAAAGAAAAUGCUUCCAAAGCCGAAAGUUUCGAGCGUAUGUACCACAAAUCCGUUGAAGAAUCCAAGCAGCAGCUCGAAGUCAUUGAGAAAUUCUCACAACAAAUCAAAGCCGUAGAAGAUGGAAAUUCCGGAGUUGUUUGGGACCUCAGAAAAGCGGAAGUCCGAAUUAAAGAGCUAGAACAGCAGAACCAAGCCUUGAACAGAUCAGUCUACAAUCUCCAGAACGUUCCUAAAGACGACAAAUGCGUAGACACAAGUGAUUUGCCGCCACCUCCAAAAUCAAAGAAGAAAAAGAAACCGCAAAAUGUCGCAACGGAUUCUGUUGGCCAAAUCGUUCAACAAGCGGCAAAUAUCGCUCCAAGUGUGUCAAUUGGCGGUUUUGCCCCUUUACGUGGCAGAAUUCCGUCAAAUGUGUCACUUUUGCAGUUAAGUUCUGGUGGCAAUUCCACCAAUCCGUUUAUAUCUGAACAGCCAUCAAUGGUUCGCCGUGCAUCGAACAAAGACAAAGAGACACAAACUGAUAAAAUAGAAACAUCAGAAAUUGAAGUUCAAACUGAUCCAGUUAAUAUCAUUAUGUUACCAGAAGAAAAAGAAGAGAAACAAGAAGAAGAAGAAAAACAUGAAGGACCUGCAACAGAAAUGAUUGUUGAAAACAUACAAAACGAAACAAUUUUGGAUAUUUGGAAAGUUGAUUUUAACCGAGUAAAUGGUUAUGAUAUAACUAAAGAAGAAUUAGAUAAAAUCCCUGAUUUGUUCCCAACAUUAGUUCCUGUAUUUGGACAGCCGUUCAAGAGCCCAGAAACAAGAGAAUUGGAUAGACUAAACAUAGGAAAACUUGAAGGAGUUAAGAGACAAGAUAGACCUUUAGUUUGGGCUUUCCAAUUAAUUCAUAACUUUUUAACAGAUACUUUUGUCAGAUCUGUUGAAGCAAUGCAAUUACAAUAUGGAGAAGCAAUAUUUGUUGAAUGGCUUUCAAGACAAUUCCGGCUUCCUCACAUUGUCAAUCAGAUUUGUGCUGAUGUUUCUUUGUUGUUAUUUACAACAAGAAAUGUUGAACCAUUCAUGAAAUUCUUCUCAAAUAUGAUGGAAAAUUUCUUUACAUAUCCACAGAUUUGUUUUAUUUCUUUGUUGUAUUCUUUCACUGUUAACUUGACAUAUCCUAAUCUCCUGAAGAUGAUACAGGACUAUAAUCUGGCUGAAGAACACACAAACAUUUGUAUCCACAUGAGAACUGCUUUUACUGUUUUAAGUCGUUGUUUAUCUCCUGGUUUGGCUUCAACUUUUAUCAGACAAAAAGUUAUGCCUGAACAACCGAUGUGGAAAUUGUUUGAUUUCAUGACACAGAGUGCAACAUUCUUCUUGGAUAAGCACCAACACAUUUACCAGUCAACUGUUUCUAUCCUUCAAUUGUGUGGUCAUUCUUCUGACUCUUCUUUGAUAACUUAUGAUGUUUUUAAUAAAUUCAUGUGUUUGAUGGAUUCAGUUCAAGAUCAUUCGAAAUGGUGGAAUAACUUGAUGCAGCAGAACCAUACAAGUGGUGUAGAUAUGCUUGGACUGAUAUCUAUUUGUGCAGAAAGAAAGAGGCCUUUGAUAGAACUCUUUAGAUUAGAUAACAUGAAACCUUCAAUGGAUAAAUUUAAAGGUUUAUCGACAGCUUUGUAUGAAUACUAUAUGUCGUUUAUAGAGAGAUUCGCUGUUACUAUACCGAAAAUAUUAGACAAAAGCCCUGCCCAGCUUUUGGAGAAAUUGGAAAGAGUUAUUCCGAAAAUUAGAAAUGAUUUGUUGACAAUUAACUUUGCUUCGUUCUCCUGGCACUACAGAGUGUUCUUAAAUAUAACAGAUACAACGAUGCUUAACGUUGUUCACCAGAUUCCAUUCAGAUUGGAUUCUGAUGAUAAAACUUAUAAGGAAAUUAAUGAUUACUUCACGAUGUGCGAGCGCGUUUCUUUUGCUUUGUUCGAAUAA